This is a messenger RNA of Anneissia japonica, 4206 nucleotides long. RefSeq lists its product as uncharacterized. The transcript is spliced from 16 exons. The record is from RefSeq and is a predicted model, not a curated record. NCBI's taxonomy places the organism in Eukaryota, Metazoa, Echinodermata, Crinoidea, Comatulida, Comatulidae. The coding region runs from base 164 to 2530 and encodes 788 amino acids.
UAGAAGACAACUGGUGAACACGGACACAAUAUUCAGAAAUAUUCUGUUUCUUUUAAAUUAGUUGAGUUGUAAUAUUGGAGGCUGAGCAAUAAAACCGUGCGAGAAAGUUGGAUAGAACAUUAUUUUAUGGUCUGCAGUGCCUAUUUUUAAUAGAAUUGAGAAGAUGAUAGGGCUAAGGACAGUAGUACUUUUCCUUGCCGUUGUCUGCGUUUCUCAAGCAACGCAUUUUCGAGGGGGAACUUUCAGAUGGCGCCCAUCAUUGACACAAGGGCAGAUUGAAAUUUCAUGGCGUGUAUCAUGGAGGCGAUCAUACGCACCUCGUAAUGACUUCUGGUGUGAAUAUCCUGGACAGCAUUUGGGUGGUGAGGGCGAUAUUUUGUGCGUUGAGUGUCGCCGUCGAAUCUACAGACAGCUUGAUUUCAAUUGCACAGAUUUCAGCGAUCACAGUAGUGAAGACUGGAGCACUGGUGUCGGAUCCUUCCUGUACACCCCUGAUAGGGAGGUCUUUACUAUCAGGUACGAGGAGGAGUCCACCAGUUACUGGAUUUAUUUACAAAACUAUGGCGAUGCCAACUAUUGGAAUAUGAUUUCAACAAUUGAUCUCCGACCUCGACCCGAUACGCGACUACCUAACGCGUCACCAUACACCACUGUUAUCCCCAUCAUCAGGGUGCAACAAGGCUGCUCUAGCAAAAUCAGAAUCCCAGUGAAUGAUCCAGACAGGGACACCGUCAGGUGCAGAUGGACAAGUCCACAUAAAAACGAAUGCCCACCUACUCAGUUUGAUCAUUCUGUUUGCGGUCGUCUCACCGAAGGAAGCACCCUAGAUGCUGAUGAGUGUGAAAUUUCCUUCCCAUCGACAGCCGAGGCUGGUUGGUACGCUGUGUCCAUGAUGAUUGAGGAUUUUGCAACCCCAUCUUCAACCAAGGCUUUAAGUACCAUUCCCCUACAAUUCCUCAUCAAAGUGUUUCCUCUCGAUGAACCAUGUCGCCAACCUGAAAUCUUUGAGCCUCCGGGCACCUGCUUUUACUUGAAGCCUAACAGACCGUGGAGUAUUGACGUCAAGGCGCGAAGUGGUCGUCGGGGUGUUGGAAUUGUUGAGAUUGGAACUGUUUCACCAGCCGGAAUGACGAAAACACCAGUGAAGCGAGUAAACCGCUCAAAGAACGACUAUGUGGUUACCCUACAGUGGAUUCCUCGUGAAGCUGGUGUCCAUUUUGUCUGCAUGUACGCAAGAGAUACAUACGGAGUUACAAGUGACCAGAGGUGCCUAAGAUUGAUUGUUACAGGUUCCCCGGCAAGUCGGAUUGCUCCACAGCCUCCGAAGAUCGUACCAAAAAAAUCAUUUCCAUCACCAUUGCAACAUGUUAUUCCUGAAAACGACGAAUGGGUUAUCAGUUUUGAUAAGCCGAUUAAAAGACCAUCAACACCAACGUUCAUUGAACUUGUUGACCCAACAAAGCCUGUACCACCAAUCUAUAGGGUCGAUGCAGCAUCAAAUGAAGUGAGGUUUAAUGAGACGUCCCUCUCGUUCAAGACCCCAGGACUUCUCCUAAAGGACAAUACCAUGCACAUGAUCUCAGUCGAUCCUGGUAUUGCACGCGUCCAGAACCCAGAUCCUUGCGCAGCUAGGACGGACACACAACAGAGCGGUUGGAUGUUCCGUACAAAUUCGUCACUCAUUCCGCGUGAACCCGUAGUUGAAUGCCAUGAUUCUCACAUGACAGUUUAUAUCCACCGAAGCAUCCUUCGCGACGUCAGUUCACGUCGUCUGCAUCUCCACGACCCUGUCUGUCGAGGAAGAGAUCUGAACGAAACCCAUGUGAUUUUACAAACUGGCUACAACGAAUGCGGAACAGUUAUUCGGGCAAAAUCGGAUAACAUCGCACUCUACCGAAACACAAUUCGUGACCGCCCCAGAUCAGAGAAAGGUGCUAGCAAGAUUUCGCGAGAUUUACGACAUCUUGAAAUUAAAGUAAUCUGUGAGAUGGAGAGUGAAGGCUUAACCCAUGGGCAUUUCUUACCCAAGAUGGCAAAAAAGACAUACGUAGCAAAGAGUGAAGGCCGAAGCAACUUUACCUUCCAGAUGUUCGAAUCUGCGGACUACAGACGACGCGUGAGUCUCAACGAGUACCCUGCGCUAGUACAAAUGCGCCAAAGAAUGUACUUUUCUGCUAAAGCCAGAGACACUUCGAAGAGGAUCCUCAUCGAAAGCUGUAAGGCUACUCCUACGUCAGUUCCCGGAAGCAGAGCCAAUCAGCUUUACGAGUUUGUAAAAGACGGAUGUCUAAUUGACAGCACUAUGAGAGUAGAGUAUACUCCCUCGAUCUCUGAACAGCGAUUUUCUAUUGAAUCCUUCUCUUUCAUGUUCCAUGGUCUACAUGGAGAGGUUUUCCUGAGCUGCCGGGUGUUAAUAUGUGACCCUACCGAUAGGUUCUCUCGCUGCAGUCAGGGGUGUUCCAGUGACAACAGAGGCAAACGAUCAGUAAGCGACAUAUCCGCUGAAAUGGUACUGCCCUUGGCAAUUUAAAUAUAGAUAUCCCGAGGAAAACGUAGAUUUCUACAACUGCAUUACAUUUGAAACGUUGAAGAAACGGAUAUUAAUAUCAAGACACACGAAACGCAUGAAGAGGCAUGAAGACGCGUGGAGACACUUAAAAUAGUGUCUCGUGUGUUCCACGAGGACCGCAACGCUUCAUUUGUAUAGCAUUUCGUUGAGAGGUUUUUCUAAAUGCUUAAAGUUCUGCUGAAUUCUUGACAUAAUAAGGUAUUGGUUUAAAAAAAACCGAUACCAUUCGGAUUCUGUGAUAUUUGUAUAUAUUGUAUUGUCUAACCUCUUGGUCAUAUUUUAACAAUGGAAAGAUUUCUGAUCUGUCAGGGAAUUUCAAAAAUCUGGGACAAAGCUUUAUUGUUGAAUAAAUCUGUAUACUAAAAACUUUAGACCAGCUAACUUGAAAUUUCCCGAAAUUAUGUAAAUAUGGAAAGAGCUACUCUAAAAUCAUUGGAUGAUUGUUGUCACGUGUUUAGCUGUUGACUAAACUGAGGGUCACGCGAUGUACCUAACAGAAUGUUCGUAAUUAUGGGAAAGCUAUUUUUUAGAGUUGAAUUUAGUGUUUUUCAAAUAUAAUGGUAUUUAAAAUAUAUUAUGAGCUAGCUAUGUGCGAGUCAGUUCAAAACAUGGAAUUUAACUACUGCGGCACCAAUUUCCGCAUAUAAUUAUAGUAAAAUACAUUAUUACGUCAUACCUAUUAUUUAAAUUGAUUGUACUUAUGGUAAUGUAAACCAGUUCAGUAUAAUAAAUAAAUAACAGCACUGCCUUAUUAUUAUGUAUAAAUUAAAACUGCACUAUAGACCUGCGAUCAUACGAUAUUAUUUUGGAAGCUAGAUAGAUAGCAUUGGAACUAGUGUGCCUUGUGUGCGUUUCAUGAUUACUGAUUUCAGAUCGCUAUAUAAACUUUGCUCAGGUUAUUCAUAUUAUUAUUAUUAUUAAUAUUAAUAUUAUGAAAAAUACAUAAUAUUAUGCAUGCAGCCAAAAAAAAAAACCAAAAAAACCAAAAAACAAGUAGGCCCUAUACCUCGCGUUGAAAUAAUAAUAAUAAUAAUAAUAUAAUAAUAGAUUCAUAACAUUGAUUUAAAUUAAAGCAGCUGAUGAAAUAGCGCAUAGAAAACAUGAUAAAUGUUAUGUACAGAAUUAAUUGCUGGUAAAUUAAUAUUAAUUACUAUUCGACCAUUAUAUAAUAUAUAGAAUUAAUUAAUUAAUUGAAAAAUAGACGUCGGGAUUGCUUAACUAUAGUCUCGGGGCAUAGCUUAAGUCGAUUAGACAAAUAUAUACUGGCUUUCAUUACCCUUUGAAAAAUUAAUUGUGGUAUUUAUUAUCUCAAAUACCGUAAGUUAUGCAUGGCCCAGUGUCGUCACGUUUAAAAUACUGCUAUUUAAAAAAAAAAACUCUUAUUAUAAUAUCGCAUCAGAUCUGCUCAUGAUAGAAGUGAUCGUGAACCCAAACCUACUGGAACAGUGGAUGGAGGUCAUAGAUGAUGAUUAAUUUAAGUAAAUAUUUUCUGAAUUAUGAAACAAAAAUGAAUGACGAUUGAUGUUUGUCUAGCACCAUAUUUAUAGACAUAGGCAUAUUGCUUACAUUAAUAAUGUAUACAUGUUUAUAUUUUUCUUCGGUACAAAGAGAAGUAAUAAAAACAGCUAUCUUUGAAA